Saccoglossus kowalevskii is the source of this 5424-nucleotide messenger RNA. RefSeq names its product myotubularin-related protein 10-B-like. Lineage: Eukaryota; Metazoa; Hemichordata; Enteropneusta; Harrimaniidae. Gene Ontology annotation, cellular component: cytoplasm; membrane. The record is from RefSeq and is a predicted model, not a curated record. Gene Ontology annotation, biological process: phosphatidylinositol dephosphorylation.
AUGACGACUAAUUCCGCUUCAAAAUCGACCUUUACGUCGUACGUCGACUUGAAAAAAGAUGCCCCUGAGGCAAUCGAAUCAAGUGGUGAACGACGUGGUACUUUCAAAUCGUAUAUUAAUUGGUCAUAUGGAAGUAAAAAGCGCACUGAUAUUGCGGCAGUGUCCAAAGCUGCAGAAGAUGUCUUUGAGCAGAAGUUGGAACCGAAACUUCUGUCAGGUGAAAUAAUUAUCGCCCAAGCUCAUCACGUACUAAAAUACAACACGUUUGGUGACCUGAAACAUGGCGUGUCAGGAUCUUUAUAUUGCACUAAUUUUAAAAUCAGCUUUGUCACUGCAGAAAGAUCAUCAUAUGAUAUGUUGAAGUUUAUUUCUGGAUUCUGUACGAAUUUACACCAACUUUUCGCACGAUGGAGAAUUCUACAGUUAAUACCAGAUGACGGGGUCGUAAACGUGGAGUGCUUACUGCACCCCAAACAACAGAGCCAGUGUUGCCGGGCCACGAGGAGAAAAUCAAGUCGUCGAGGCCGUGGUAGGGGUCGCCAUCGAUCCCUUUCUUUACCAAAUAACGCCUUGGGCGAUGUCAACGAACUAUCGAGAUCGCGAACGUUUGAUGCCUCAAACCCUAACAAUUGGACGGCGGCUGAAGUCCGACAGAAACUUUUGGAAAUGGGCAUAACGGUACCACAGUCCAUGAAUAAGAAAGAGGCGAUUCAACUAUACAAAUUGAACUGCCAAGGCCGUGUUUCGACCACCAGCAGUGACGGUACAGUUACACGUACCGGUGAUGCAAUCGAGAAUCGCGGAACUUUAGAACUCACUUCACAGACUAUUGAAUCAGCGGAUGUUACAGCCAACAACUCAGGCAAUGUUAACGCUGCAACUAAUAUGGAAAGUCUUAUUCAGGAGGUCAGAGAGUUGCGAGAAACGGUUCACGGAUGGCGUCGUUCACCCGAUGAUGUUGAAAACAACAUGGCCGCUGUUCCAUCGCGGGGGUCACCUCAGGAAUUUGACAACGUCGCGCCACGUACAGUUACAGUACCAAGCCUUCACGACACGGCUCUUGGACAGGAUCGAUCCGCUACCUUACCAGCGAGACGACGGUUUGGCGUAGCUUUGCACGAAUUACCUAGAAUCGUGCCAGUUUCAGAUUCCUUGAAAACCAGUAUACUUCAAGGUAAAUAUGUUAAUUUGGCUACCUUACUGAUACCAGCUCAUGACAGUUCAGAGAGUCGCACUAUUAUUGAUGCAACAGGUAACGAGAUUAAACUGAAGGGAAAUCCUGACCCUCGACUAAACAAAGUUCUCACUCACAAUGAAUUCUUGGUGGCGUUCGGCAAAUAUCAAUCAAUUAUAUGCGAAGCGUUUCCACAUCGUCGUGAAGAACUUGUUUGUUACCAAGCUCUUAUUACCAACAUGGCCGUCAAUUUUGGGGGUAGCUUGUUUUAUGAUUAUCAUGUGGAAUUCGCAAACCAAGCUGCAGCAUGGCAAGCACAGCGUAAUAUUAAAGUGGAUUGGUCGAUUAGAGAUUCUGAAAUUUAUAUGAAUCUUACGUCCGGACGUCGAUGUAAUACUUGUACAGUCUGUGGCAGUACUGGGCACUUGGUUGAUUUUUGUCCCCGUAAACAGUUCACUCCCCAGUUUCUACAACGUGGGGAUUCCAGCAAUGACAGUCGCGGUCGUCCUAAAGUUUUCUGGAAUGGUAGAGAGAUUUGCAACAAUUUCAAUUUGGCUUAUAAGGGUUGCACCAGGAACCCAUGUCCUUUUAUUCAUGUGUGCACUUCAUGCAAAGCCAACCAUCCUGUUAAUACUUGCUCAAAGUCUAUCGCAAAAAGUAAGGGAUCUUCUGCUGCUCCUGGUAAUGUCAAUGCUACCCAUGGUUUACGAGAUGGUUUUCUGACUGGGAUUGAAAAUGCACCUACUGAUUCAUUUGACUGCCGCAAUAACUUAUCUGCUAGACAGAACCCAGAAGUUGUUUCCCGUUUACUUCAGUUAGAGUUAGAUAAGGGGUAUAUUAUAGGACCCUGUGAAUCGUCACCUUUUCCUGUUUACAGAAUCAACCCACUUGGGGUGGUUGAAGGGAAAUAUUUGAAAAAACAGAGACUAAUAGUUGAUUUAUCCGCACCGCAUAACAAUCCACAGGUUCCCAGUUUAAAUGAACUCGUAGACAAGGAGACAUAUUCCAUGUCCUAUAUUAAAAUUGAUGAUGCCUUUCAGGAGAUAAAGCGUCUGAAUGGGUGUGCUUACAUGUGCAAGUUUGACAUUACAGAUGCCUUCAAACAAUUACCACUGCAUCCAUCAGUAUGGCAUCUACAUGGCAUUAAGUGGGAUGGGAAGUUCUACUUUUUUGUAAGACUUGUUUUCGGGUCUAGGUCCAGCCCAAAGAUUUUCAAUAGUCUUUCGCAGGCCAUUUGCUGGAUUGCGGAACAUAGAUUUAAUGUGAGAUUCAUCCUACAUUUACUAGAUGACUUUUUAACCAUAGAUCCGACAGAGGAAGUCGCUAUGAGAUCUAUGGCAAUUAUGACCAUGAUAUUCAACUCACUUCGAGUACCUUUGGCAGCUCAUAAAACCUUUGGACCUGUGCAAGAGUUAGAAUACCUGGGCCUCAUGCUCAAUUCUAAGACUAUGACCGUGUUCUUACCAACAAAUAAAAUGGGCGGGAUUACUGCCAAAAUCUCAGAAUUCUCUACUAAGCGCACUGUUACGAAGCGGGAGCUACUAUCUUUGUCACUGAACUUUGCAGCCCGAGUAAUCAUACCAGGGAGGUCCUUCAUUUCUUACUUGCUCCAGCUGGCGUCGUCAGUUUCCCAAUUACAUCAUCAUGUCACGUUCACUACGGCUUGUCGGUCAGAAUUAUCUAUGUGGAGACAGUUUCUUAUUUCUUGGAAUGGUAUACAUUUGAUUCUGAACAGCCAAGUGGUUAGUUCUUCAGACCUGCAUAUUUUCACUGACGCAUCAUCUACUAAAGGAUUUGGGGGCUAUUUCCAGGGGAGUUGGUUUAGUGAAGUAUGGCCACCACAGUUGCUCUCCGUGCGACAUGAUAAGCUAUCUAUGGCGUUAUUGGAACUUUAUCCUAUUGUAAUUGCGGCAAUGCUGUGGGGAAGGCAUUGGUCUCAACAGAGAAUUCGCUUUAACUGUGACAACCAGACAACAGUUCAUGUGUUGAGGAAAGGAAGAGCUUCAUCACAUUGCCACUCUAUUAAUGCUCUCUUGCGCCGCUUAACCUUAACAGCCAUGAAACAUAAUUUCAUUGUGUUGGCACAGUUUGUUCCUGGCAGGCAGAACUCUAUUGCUGACGCUUUAUCACGCUUUCAAUUGCAGAAAUUCCACAGUCUGACACCAGAGGCAGAACUGAACAAGACACUGUGUCCACCGUUUUGCAAAUUUUUGCAUCAAAUUUUACUUGCAUUGGGGUUAGAUACAACUCAGUAUUCUGGCCAUUCUUUCCGAAUUGGUGCCGCUUCCUCAGCAGCUGAAGCAGGGAUCCAGGAUCACAUGAUAAAGGCCCUGGGACGAUGGUCAUCUGACAGCUAUGUCAGAUGGAGUUGGGACAAAGAAACAUCCUGGUCUCUGAGAAUGAUAUUCCACUUACAUGUGUGGACGCAGUACAUCAAGAUCGUGAAUACUAUUCUACAUCACGCGUUCCCCACCAAACUGCCGUUAUUAUUUGCGUUCUCCUUCAAACCCAAACAACAUGUGGAAGAGAAUGGGCACGAUGCUCCUAUUGCUAAAGUCAUUGCUGAACCAACGCUACAUUUUAGAGAUUGCACAGACUGGGAGAGGGAACUUAUAAGAGUCGGGGCUCAGAGAUUUCGCGUUACCAUGUCAAAUCAAGAUUUUAAAAUAUCAGACAGUCUUCCAGAAUAUUUUGUAGUUCCUUCCUGUUUAACUGACAAUGAUGUCACCCAAGCGUCUCAUCAUUUUGUGGAUGGCAGAGUGUUAACUUGGUCUUGGACUCAUAAAAAUGGAAGUUCCUUGUACAGAAUGGUACCGCUCCGAAUGGACACCACUCAAGAUCAUCAUGAACAAAGGAUGCUCGCAGCAGUGAAAGAAAGUCAUCCCAAAAAAUUGCCGUCAGUUUGGAUUGAUGUAGAAAAGUCCUGUCCAACAAUCGCAUAUCUUCAGUCAUCCUACCUAAAACUGAAAGAUCUAUGUGUACCAGAAUCUAUGAAAAGUUUUAUGAACAUUGACGACAAAUGGUACUCGCAAGUUGAUUCAACGAGAUGGCUUCACUAUACAAGGAAGUGUUUGCAAACCGCCAUAAAAACUGCCUCUGCGCUCAGGAAUCAGGGGAAAUCAGUUAUUAUAAAAGAAAGCGAAGGAAGAGACUUUUCUUGUCUGGUGUCCUCUCUAGUCCAGAUCAUCCUAGAUCCGCAUUAUAGAACACAGAGAGGUUUUCAAGGUUUAAUUCAACGUGAAUGGGUUGUGAUGGGACAUCCCUUUCUCGAUAGAUACCAGCAUGUCACACUGACAGAGGGUGAAGAGUCACCGGUGUUUCUGUUAUUCUUGGCUUGCGUGUGGCAGUUAAUGAAUCAGUUUCCAUCAUCAUUCAGUUUCACCGACACGUACUUGAUUACGUUGUGGGACUGCUCACUCCAUGGACUCUUUGAAACGUUCAUUUUUAAUAGUGAGAGACAGCGGUAUCGUGCAUUCAUGACUGAUCACAAGACGCAUGCGCAGCUGGUGUCUGUAUGGGACUGGUCUUUGCAGUUUAAAGAAGAGGACAUUGCACUGUUUAAUAACCCGCUGUAUUGCGUCCAUCAUGGCCAACACUUAAAUUGUCCUGGUUGUAAUACGAACGAUGUUAGGACUUUUGACCUGAAACUGGAUCAUGUGAAUGAAAAUGCAAAUGAGGGUAUCCCUGCGGAGAAGAAGUCGCCAUAUCGCAAACUAAGUCAAUGUAAUAAAAUGACUGAGGAGAAUUCGUCGUCCCAGAGGAAAAUCAGUGUGAGUGGAGUUUCUAGGAAGAAUGAUGUCCUUAUACCUGAAGUAUCUGCACCAAAUAUUAUAUUCUGGACUCAGUGUUAUCUACGUUGGGUGCCAAGUGUUCAUAUCGUGGGUGGUGGGCCGCCGUCAGAGUAUCUACAACAGUGCAUGGUUGCGGAUGAAAUUCAUCAGCUACGCAUGAAAAUUCACAGUCUGCAAACUUCCACACCGCUAACGAAAACAUCAGGUCGAGAUAGUGGUCUGUAUUUCUCAUUUGAUACACCGGCGAAAAUGGUUGAGAAUUUCACCUCAGCGUUUCCGUUUUCUCCGCGCACUUCCAGAUUGUCUUCAAUGCUUGGAGAUGGUACCUCGUGGUUCAGUUCAUCCGGUCUCUUUUUCCGCUCAUCCUCAGUGUCUAGUUAUGAUGGUAUACUCAAAGCGAGCGGUUCUAUGUCCAGCACUAAUACUAAUGAUGACAUUGAUGAAGCUGGGGAAAUGUAA